Molecule: messenger RNA, 2385 nt
Organism: Xiphophorus maculatus (southern platyfish)
Lineage: Eukaryota; Metazoa; Chordata; Actinopteri; Cyprinodontiformes; Poeciliidae
Exons: 18
Coding region: 26-1801 (591 amino acids)
Source: RefSeq, a predicted model, not a curated record
GAGAGAGGAAGCAGGAGAAGUGAAAAUGAUGGCGACCGAAGCGGGGGAGAUAAGAGCUCACACAAGCCCCUGUCCCAACCCCGACUACAACCUCAGCCCUCUGUCCAUCAAAAUAACGCGGAAAAACCAGGACAGACACUGGAGGUUGCGGUGCGUCCAUCUGCAGUGCUACUUCCUGACCAUCGCAACAAUACUAGGAACUGGAAUCUUAGGUCUUCCAGUCACUAUAGCACAUGCUGGCCUGGUGCCCUUCCUGGUCUCCUUUCUGGUUGGCUUCUUUGUUCAGGCCUUGCUCAUUUAUCUGUUUGUGGAACUUCUCCAAAAAUGUCAAGUGGCCCAGCUGGACUCUCUAAAGACAGGUGUCGCAGAGUGUAUUGUGAUGGAUCAAGUGAGCCCAGAAAAUCCAAUCACACCAGACGAAGAAGAGGAAGAAGAACUUGAAAAUGCAGAAGCUGAUACUGGUUUACUACAGUCCAGCUCACCAGCUCUGUGUGACCAAGCUGAAAACCUGCAACCCAACCUUCAUCUGCUUGGCUGCCUCUUCCUCUCCCGGCCCAUGAGCCAUGCUUUCAACUGCAUUCUCCUCUUCCAAUUUAUAUCAAUUGGAAUUAGCUAUGUGUUGGCUGGCAGUGAGGCUUUUGCUGCUCUUCUUGGUAUCAGACACUUUUAUGUGAUCCCUGCCUUCACCUGGAUUCUGUCCCUGGCCAUCUUACGUGGCCACACAGUCAUUCAGCCCAUCACCUCGUUGUUCACCCUCCUCAAGGGAAUCCUGCUCAUUGUUACGGUGGUGGUGACAUUUGCAGUGGGCUCUGAGGUGGGCCUCCAGAGCAGCAGUGACUUCAGUCAGAUGGGGAAACCUUUCCUAAUGGGCACCGUAGCUCUAGGUGGGAUUGUGAAUGUGAUGCCUCUGCUAUUCUCUCAGAUCUCACACAACAAAACACAAAUCCUGUGGUUUCGGAGAGCAGUUCUUGGAGGUCUGACAACCUGCAUGGUUCUGAACAUUCUCUGGUGCUGGGCAGUACUGGAGAUCGUCCCACAGACGUCACCACAGAGGAGGAUGGCCACUGACACAACAACCUUGCCCACCUCCAGCAGCCCCCCUGCUCCUCCAUCGUCAGCCCACCCCCUGCUGAUCUCCAACGUCUCAUUGGAGGAGUCUGAAAAGGCUGGAGAGAUAGCUACCAUUCCAUUGACAAAGAUCAUUAAUGAGCGUUACAGGGCCUACUCCUGGGUGGCCCAGCUGAUCCAGGUGUUCAUCGCCAUCAGUGUCACCGUGUCCUUCCUGGUGAUGGGAUCCGCCAUGAAGCAUACCAUCGAUGGUCUGGUGAGCUCUGUGUGGAGCAGCCGGCUGCAGUGGCUGGCUGAAGCCUGGGAGAGAAACUCACCAGGCAAACACCAGCGCUGCUCCACCAGGAGUUUCGCCCAACUAGGAUUUUCCCUGCUUGGAUUUGGGAUCAUUUUCAUUGUGUCAGUGUGUGAUCCCAGGGGUUUUGUUGUCAUGUUGGACAAAGUUGUCUCGUUUUCCCUCAACACUGAAGUGGGCCUGUUUGUGUUCAUCAUGCUGAGGGAGUCCAGAGAAGAGCGAUUCCAACACCUGGCCGUCCCUUUGCCAGUGGGGGAGUGUGUGUUCAGCCUCACCUGGCUGCUGCCCACGUACUUCCUGUUUGCAGUAACCUACGAUAUCCUGCAGACGUUGGCAGACGUGACCCAUUACCUGCCUUACUACGGCCCUGAGCCGGAGCUGCACGUCUACAACGUGACGGGAAGCGUCACAGCAGCAAACCUGUCCUCCUUCCUCUGAGCGCUCCGACGUCAACACGCCACCAAGCUGCAGCGUAGCAAGUGCUUUCUUCUUCUUUUAUUUUUAACCAAUUUUUAAGGAACAGUUUAGCAUUUUUGAUAAAUAUUUCAUUGUCAUUGCACUGCACUUUCAUUCAAUCUCCUUCUGCAUUCAGCAUGGCCUAAAACGCCUCCAGGGUGUUUUCCCUUCUCCUCCCCUCCAGAGCCUCAUGGACAAAGGCUGGUGUGGAUUUUCUGCUCAAUCAUGAGGGAAACGCAAACAACCCGAGUUUUUACAGAUAGAAACAGAGAUGAGUAAACUGGCUCCAAAAAACUCAGAGAUUUUGAAAUGAAUCUCAGAAACUUUCUAGAAAAAAACUGGAAAUUUCUGAGUUUCAAAAGUUAAAAAUGUUCAACGUUUGAAUCUCAAAAAAUUUUCAAACGUUAAAACUUUUAAACUUUUGAAACUCAACAUUUUGACUUUUGGAAUGUUUACCUAGAACAUUUCUGAGAUCGACAGAAAUGUCGAUCUCAGACAUUUCAACAUUUUUCAAAUGUUGAAAAAACUCAACAUUUGAGUUUUUUCUCUCAAAAUUUUCCGACUUU